This is a messenger RNA of Dicentrarchus labrax (European seabass), 6990 nucleotides long. RefSeq names its product HMG box transcription factor BBX. The record is from RefSeq and is a predicted model, not a curated record. Gene Ontology annotation, molecular function: RNA polymerase II transcription regulatory region sequence-specific DNA binding; DNA-binding transcription factor activity, RNA polymerase II-specific. The transcript has 16 exons. Gene Ontology annotation, cellular component: nucleus. Gene Ontology annotation, biological process: regulation of transcription by RNA polymerase II. The coding region runs from base 607 to 3225 and encodes 872 amino acids. NCBI's taxonomy places the organism in Eukaryota, Metazoa, Chordata, Actinopteri, Moronidae.
CCUCCUCUUCCUAUCCGCAUCAAACACACAGCCACAAACCUGCGUUGUAUGUACGCGAACAGUAGCAACAGCACGAACAAGUCUUUCUAAUGGCAGUAUAGUGUGUGAGUUUUGUCAGCAACUAUUCGAGAAGCUUUGGAAACCAUCGCAUGUUAAAACCGUGACACGUCCAGUUAGCAGCUAGCAAGCUAACUAGCUACUUUUAUUCCUAGUAACGCUGCUAGAAAAUGGAGCUACUGCCCAGCAAAACACUGGCCACAGAUGCAUGUGCCUGGACAGAAAAUCCCCAGUUUAAUUAACCAGUGUGGAUGUUUUCCCCCUCGGAGUGGGAGACGACAUUGUCAUCGGAGAGUUUGACAGGAGUGAAAUAUCCCCCCAAUACUGUACUGCACUUGGGUUUUCUCCUCCAAACCGAAGCAAGAUGGACUCUCAUUCGGCUUGUCUGUCUUGUCAGAGCUCAGAUCGACAUUUUGCACGGAGAUGAAAAUGUGUGCUCAGAGGCAGGAGCACGUUAGGUCACCGUCAUUGCAUGACAAAGGCUGUGGCAGAUUCAUCUUCAUCACUCAUACAGCAUUUCCAUAGUUUUUUCUUCAGUGCGGUAGUACCAUGAAGGGUGGAGGAAGGGGUAAGGAGCCACCUGUUGCAGGGGAGGUCACUGGCAAGCGCCCCAAACGUAAAUGCCUGCAGUGGCACCCACUUCUCUCCAAAAAGGCUCUCGAUUUUUCUGAGGAGGAAGAAGAAGAGGAUGAAGAGGAGCUGGAGAAACAGCCAGUGCUGUGUGGCCAGGAGCAGGGCUCGCAGGUGCAAUGUGGAAGCACAACAGAGGAAGUAGAGGAGGACUCGAAUGAACAGCGGGCAAGGCGGCCUAUGAAUGCCUUCCUCCUCUUCUGCAAACGCCACCGUUCCCUGGUGCGACAGGAACACCCUCGCCUGGACAACCGUGGGGCCACCAAGAUCUUGGCCGACUGGUGGGCUGUGUUGGAGCCCAAAGAGAAGCAGAAAUACACAGAUAUGGCCAAGGAGUACAAGGAUGCGUUUAUGAAGGCAAACCCAGGCUACAAGUGGUGUCCCACCACCAGCAAACCAGUUAAGAGUCCUUCCUGUCAGCCUGUCAGCAACCCCCGCAAAAAAGUUUGGUCCUUCUCUUCCAACUCCACCAAGGACUCCACCACUGCCAAAAAAGUGCCCAAAACUGACAGCAUGCCACAGUUAAACUUUGCCAUGGCAGAUCCUACAAAGAUGGGAGGCCUUAGCAUGCUGCUGUUAGCUGGGGAACAUGCCCUCACAAACAGAGAGAUCCCCUCCAGCACUAAACCUAGUUUACCUGACACCGCCAGCGAAGGGAGCUCCUUUCCAGGGGAUGAGGAAGAGAUGUUGUCUGGGACAAUACCGAACAGAGUGCCUGACAUUACUGAAAGUAGGGUCAAGUCUGCCCUUUCCCCACUGGCAGAGUCAUCUCUCUCUGCGGCACCUGAAGGAAAACCAUGCAGACAGUCUGCUCUCUUUCAGCUUGCUGAGAUGUGCUUAGCGUCUGAAGCUGGAAAGAUGGACACAGUCGUAUCUCAGCCUGAGGACAGCUCCUCUUCAGCCUCUCUCCAGCAAACUACAGUCAAGGAGGAGCUCAAGGAAGAGAAAGCAGGCACUGACGACUGUCCUCCUUCCUCUCACACAUCGGCCCUCCUACCUUUGCUUUCCUCUGUCAGUUCUACCUCCACUGAUGCCAUUCCCCCGCAACUCAGCAGCCAAAAUGCACGUGUCAAAAACAAGAGCAAGAAAAAAGAGGUGGCCAAGGUAAAUGAUAACGAUGACAUCCCCUGUUCAGCAAAGAAGAUCGUCAAGAAGUGUAACCAUGCAGAGUCAAACGUGGACAGCAUCUUCAGCACCAUUGAGGCAGUGGCCAAAGGGGCCUGGAAGGACACAGAGGAGAAGCCCAAGAAAAAGAUCCAGAGCAGUCCUACUGGUGGAAACUGUGGUGUGUCCAAAAAGAAGAGUAAGCCCAAAGUCAAGACCUUCGUCAAAGAAAAAGAGGAGGAGAUGGAGGACGACAGCGGGCAGUGUGGGCAGUACACUUCCUCUGAGGUGGAGAUGAAGGAGGAGAUGGCUGACGUCAGUCCCAAGGCAGAAUCAGAAGAAGGAAGUAUAGGAAACACAGACCUCCAGGGCAGCAUGGCAGAACCUCAUUACUCCCCGGGCAGCGCCUCACCUGCUAAGCUCCGAGAGGAGGACAAGGGGAAGGAGAGGUCAAGCGAUGGGACCUUUGAGUCCAACACAGAGAGCCGCUCCGGCUCCAGGAAAUCAGAGCGGAGCUGUAAAGGCGCCUUGUACAAAACUCUUGUUUCUGAGGGAAUGCUGACUUCACUGAGAGCCAAUAUUGACCGAGGUAAAAGAGGAGCUUUACGUGCUUCUGAUCAUGAUGCAAACUGGAGUGACGACAGCUGGACAGUUGCGCAGAUGGGACCUAAUAACCCCAAGAAGCUGAAAAAGUCCAAGUCCAAAGAUGAAUCUUCACAGGGCCUAGGGAAACUGGAGGAGGAGUUUGAAAGGAAGUUUAACAGCCUGCCACAGUAUAGCCCAAUGACAUUUGACAAGAAGGGGACAGCUGUCACAAAGAAGAAGAAGAGCGAUAGCUCCACUGUCCAAGAGGAAGUCUGUAAAGCCGGAAAAGGUUCAUCUCCAUCUCAGAAAAAGACUUCAUUCCACAAGAUUGUUAGGAAGCACAAACACAAAAAGGAGAAACCAGGUGCAGUGGACAAAGCAGUGGUACAGAGUGAUUCUAGCACGCUGGAUUCAGCUUCAAAAGCCAAAUCAUGUGCCCCUGUUGCCAUAAUGUGCCCAGAUGUACAGGGCACCACUAGUAUGGAGAUGCUAGUUGGUAGCCAGAAGAGGAAGGCAAGGAAGACCAAGAUCACACACUUGGUGCGCACAGCUGAUGGCAGCGUGUCUCCAGUUGAGGAGGACAAAACUAGGGACCCGACCCAGGAACAGGAUAAGAAGCCAUUACCCCAACAGAAUUUAUGCAAUGAUAAAGGGUGCUACAGUAAUCCCAGAGCAGAAGAGGCAGAGAGGAGCACCGUACCGCAAGAGCUACCUGCUUUCUUCAGCUUGGCAGCCCUCGCUGAGGUAGCAGCCAUGGAAAAUGUUCACAGAGGUCAGAGAGGCUUGGCUGAGAGUCAGAAGAAGGAGCUUACCCAGACUCCGGUCCUCAUCUCCUGCGCUGAUCAGUGAAACUCUGUUGCUGUUCUGAGAAGCCACAACAUGGACAUUGGCAGUGGAGCUUUAUUUCCUCAGCGGUAACCCCACGCUAAAGGGACACUUGAUCAGGAAGCUUUGGACAGACUCCACCUUCCCUUUGUGGUGAAUUUGCUUGAGCUCGGGUUCAUGGUGGAGGAAAGAGAGCCUCUCCUCCUCCUUGCUCCUUACUAUCUCAGUGUUUUCCCCCGAAGCCUUCCUUUGGUUUGAGGGAGGAUGCCUUUCUGAACUCCUCUCCACUCCCCCCUUAGAUGCUCUGUUAGGGCCUGUGAAAGAACCAAGCUGCCCCCCCCAGUGCAUGGCUUCCCUUAUAGAGAUGGUUGUCAUGGGUUUAUUGUACACCGUUUUGUCAAAUAGAGGCCGUUUUUAAGGUCUUGCGAUUUAAAAAUAGCAUUUUAGGUAGGGCAAAAAAACCCAACACUGCAUUCGUUUUCUAGACGAACACAGCUUUCUGUUACCUUUUUACCUCACACACGCCUACUGAAGAGUUCCCUCCACCUCUGGUAGAAUACCUCUGUAUUUGACUAGCUCUUAUCCCGUCUAUUCCUUCCAGCUUCAACCCAAAAGAACUUUAACCAGGGUAAAUGAUCAUGAUGGAUAGACUUCCAUUGCCAACUACUUGCUUAGUGUUUCCCUGCGGUACACUGAUGUGGUGUACUCAAACUAUGAAGAAAUCAUGGUUGAGUAUUUGAUGUGUAUGUUAAGAUGAUGCUACUGUAAAACAGUAUGUGGUAGCUGCAAAUAAUCAUGUUAGACUGAAUGUGUAAGAGUAGACCUGUGCAGACCCUUGCAUCUGAACUAGAGUUGACUAAUAGCUGAGGGUGUUUGUCCUGUUUAUCCUUAAGUAGUAGGUUCAAUGUCCCCGUCAAGCUUAUGAGACAGUAGGUCGGCUUAAAAACUGCCUCUCGUGAUGGGGAUGUUGUGUGAAAGUGAUUCAAAUAUAGCCUUAACCCUCCCUCCUAGACCCGCUUUGCCACCACAAAGCCCUCAACCAGCUUCUUGCUCAAUGCCAUCACAGUCCUGAAGUCAGUGUAAACAUUUUUGAAUAGUGAAAUGCAGUUUUUUUGUCAAUACUUGAUCUUAUUGCAGUUUGCGUAGCAAAUUAGAGAGGUUAAUUCCUUGUGUGCAUCUUAUUUCACAGAAAAGUGUUUUUAUUUUUGUUUAUUACGUAAACACUGCACUAAUUUGUAGCCGAAGUUUGAGUUGCUCUCGGAAGGGUAAUAAAAUGCCUUGUCUCCACCAGUCACAGUGGUCUUACACCACAGCCUCUCAACAGUGUCUUCAAUGUCCUCCGGUUCUGAGGAAGAUCAGGAGUUUGUCAGUCUAAAUGUUUUAUGAAAUUUUUUUAUCUACAUGUCUCAUAAAAUGAGCAAUUUGGAAAAAAAACUAAAACACAAUACAGAAAUAAUUGAAAUUUUCUGCCUUUUUCUGAUAGAAAAACAUAAUAUUGAUUUAAUGUGUGGGAUCACUAUGCUAUUGUUCCUCUCAGAGCUAAUGGAGACAAGGCAUUUGAUAAUAAUUUCCCCAUUUGUUUCCUAUUGGCCUUUUGAGAUUGUAUUGCCAAGUAAUGGUCUACUCAGAGGUCACAUGUAAUCAGUGUGUUGAUUUAUUUUUAUCAUUUUUUUUUUUUUUUUAGAAGUAUUUAUAUUUAGAUGCGACUUUGUGUUCUUUAUUUUAGCUUUGUUUUGGCAAUGUUUGGUCAGAAUCAUUCCAUUUCCAUGCCUCUGUCUUGGCCAUACUUUUGUUUACAGUUUAUCAACUGUAGCAGUGAGGGAAAAGUAAGAAUUGAUGCAGUUCAGCUGCAGGUUUGUUGUCUUCAGAGAGAGAGGGAGGGGGAGAGAGAGAGAGAGAGAGAGAGAGAGCUGGUUUUGAACCUGGGCUGCUCCGGGUAAGGAGCUCCAGGCUAAUGGAGGUUAACUGAGAGCUACACAGACUCCCCAGCAAUACCCCUCACCUCCUUACCCAGCAGCCUUUUGUUCCUCUGUGUAGACCAAUACUUAAUUUAUCAAAUUUUAGAUUCAGUCACAUCUCUAUGUUUAAUAGCUCUUUGUUUUCUAUUUGAUCAUUCUUCUGUUAAUGUGUGUGCUUUGACGAUGUUCUUUUAACUAGGUCGUCUUUAUGAACUUCAAUGGGUUUUUUUCCUGAGGUCAAGUUUACUGGAUCAAGAAUGUUGUUUAGAAAGAUCAAGCUCAUAGGUGAUGAAUGCAUCAAUGCUUAUCUGCUAAGCAAAAACAGGCACUGAGAUAAAAAUGCACCAUCUCUUGACAAUGAGCUUGCCUUUUCACCUUUGGAGGUGUGUAUUUGACUGCGACUGCAUCAAUAUUUCUUGGAUAUGUGUUAAGAUGUGUUCAGAGUGCUUUUGGACACUAGACAGGACAGACAAAUAAGAAAUGAAUGGGUCCUAGAGAACUCAUGCGUCUUGAAAUAAUAUUUUUCCUAAAUCAAGGCAUUGUUACAUGGUAAUAAUGUUUGGCUUAUGUAGACCCUUGUGUGCAAAUAGAGCAGUACAUGCAACAAAUCUAUAACUCUUCUCUAAAUUUGUCCUUUAAAUCUAACAAACUAACUGCAAAUGUUUCCCAGUUAAGCUUAGGGGAACCACAGUAUGCUUUACGAUAAUCCGAAUAAUAAACGGUAUAUAUAUUUUUUCAGAUAUGAGAGAAGUUACAUCAAGGAUGAUGUCAUCCGAGCAGUAAACUGUAUAGUUCUUUCACUGGUGGACAUCAGUGUGGUUCUUUGCAAAGACAAAGAAAUUGUCUUCCCCCAAAACAGAGAUAUAUUUGCUUAUAGCAAGUGAGUUUAUUGACAUUUGCCAAAGAAAAGGAAAAGGUAGAUUCAAAUGAAAAUCCUGUUUUAAAAAAAAAAGAAAAGAAAGCUAUUAGAACAGUUGCACUGCAUUUUCUAGGCGUAACUAUAUCUUCAGGUAACUAUCAGCACAAUUCAUCCUGUGUAUCUAAUGGGAUUUCCUUGGUGUUUGAGCCCAGAAGUUGGAAUGAAGUGCAACAAAAGGGCACCACUUAAUGCCUCUUUUAAUAUACAGUAUUUGCACCUUAUGACCCAAACCAAAAUGAUCAUGGUCUUUGAAGAAAAUAUAUAAUUUUUACCCACUCUAUGGAAAUUAUGCAUUUUAACUAUUAUAUAUGCGAGAAUCCAGUCAAUAACAAAUCCACACAUCUACCAAACAGCCAUAAUACUGUCAUUCCCCCAUCCCCUCACUUUUUCUAUCUAGAAAAUGCUUCUAUAAAGUUCCUAUAUUAGUUACCUAAAUGACUAUAAAUACCCUUUUGUGCUAGUACUGUCUUCUUGAAUGUAAUCAUUUUGUACCUGUAUUUUUCUAAUUCAGUCUUGAUUGUACUGUAUGUAUGCUAUGAUGGUAUACUGUUCCUUAGGUGCAUAGUUCGUUACAACCAACAGUUCUCAUGACAGGAUAGCUGCUGCGCCGCGAACUCAGUGGAAAUGUGUGGAGGUUUUAAGUCCAAAGGACUCCCUGUACCUUGUGAGCAUCCAUGAGACUGAUAACUGAGAGAUUCUUGCAUUGUGAGAGGUAGGACAAUAGCUUUCCCUGGUUUGCUACUUUGUUUUUUUUCCUUUGCAGUAAAAGUGAAAGUAUGUUCAGGACAGUUUAUAAAACAGGGACGCUCCUGCAAUCAGAUAGAACAAUUGAAUGCUUGAGUUUCAACAUAUUUAUUACUGUUCCUUUUUAUAGGUUUAGCUGAAUAAAAAACAAUAAAAUAUACAACUGAA